Physella acuta is the source of this 2678-nucleotide messenger RNA. Its product is annotated as E3 ubiquitin-protein ligase RING2. Gene Ontology annotation, molecular function: chromatin binding; ubiquitin protein ligase activity. The record is from RefSeq and is a predicted model, not a curated record. Lineage: Eukaryota; Metazoa; Mollusca; Gastropoda; Physidae. Gene Ontology annotation, cellular component: ubiquitin ligase complex; PcG protein complex.
GGAAGCUUUUGGACACUAUCGACAAAUUUCGACAAGAUGGCGAACGAAGUAACUCACGCACCAAACAAAACAUGGGAAUUAAGUCUUUAUGAACUGCAUAGAACACCACAAGAUGCUAUUACGGAUAAUACAGAAAUAGCAGUAUCUCCUAGAAGCUUACACAGUGAACUUAUGUGUCCAAUAUGUCUAGAUAUGCUCAAAAACACUAUGACAACAAAGGAAUGUUUACAUCGGUUUUGUCAGGAAUGUAUCAUAACUGCACUUCGCAGCGGAAACAAAGAGUGUCCAACUUGCAGAAAAAAACUCGUAUCUAAGAGAUCCCUAAGACCUGAUCCCAAUUUCGACGCACUAAUAUCCAAAAUUUAUCCUAGUAGGGAUGAAUAUGAAGCACACCAAGAAAGGUUAAUGGCCAAACUGAGCAAGCAUCACAACACAUCUGCCUUAACCACCAGCAUUGAAGAAGGUCUCAGAUUGCAGGCACUGAACAGAGCUCAGCGUGUUCGUAAACAAAACUCAGAAAGACGACAAGAUGAGGAAUCAAAUGAUGGAAACGUUUCAGAAUCGCAAGGGAUGGCAGAAACUGAUGAAAAUAUGUCUAACGACGCAAUGCACCCCAAAGCAAUUAAACAUUUUUCAGAUGACUCCAGUGCUGAGAACUCCACAGGAGAAGCUAGUAUGUCAGAACACCACUCUAGAGGUAGUCCAGAACCAGUAAUUCCUCAGCUGGUAAAUGAAAUUGAGCUUAUUUUCAAACCCCAUCCUCAAGAUUGUGAUCUUAUUGAUCCAGCAUCACAGACACGCUAUAUCAAAACAACAGCUAAUGCUACAGUGGAUCAUCUUUCAAAAUACCUUGCUAUACGACUUUCCUUGGAUAAUGCAACUGAUGGAGAAGAUGCUGAAGACCAGUCAAGCAGCAAACUAUUUGACAUUUUUGUAUCAUCCCAACCUGGACAUUUUGUGCUCCUGAGCGGACCUACAAGCUUGGAACAAGUAAAAGAGAAAUACUGGAAAGUUAAUAAACCUUUGGAAAUCUUUUAUUCAGUGAGGAAAACGACUAUUGCCAUGUCAGCAUUUAAAAAGCUGCAUACAGAAACAAAAUAAAGGGAAUCGCCUCAGCAACAUCUUGGCUAAUAGUGGUAGAAAUGCAUUCUUUCUGAAAUAAGAACAUGCAUGUUAUUUUUACAAUUCUCAUUUGAGCACAAAUGUGUUGACCCUUUCUGUACUGCUAAUUCAUUGUAAAACAGCAUUUGUUAGGCAUUUCAAUGGUUGUGGCUUUUAACAGUUGGAUUUAUUUAAUGUCUGAGCUCCUUUUUUUUUGUCAGCAAGUAAAAUUAUCUAGUGAAUAGAGAUUAAUAAUUGUGUCUUAAAGAUCUGGGUUUUUGUGUGUGUACAUUCUUAAAGUAAUUAAAACAUGUUUUUAGUUCAGUCUAUAUGGCUUUAUUUAAACAAUUCUAUUGCUUUGUUUCCUAACUAAGGUGGUUGAUCAAAGUGUAUUUCUAGUUUUUUAAUUCUUAUCACAUUGUGCAAUAUCUAUUUCUUAUAAAUUUUUAGUAAGACCUAGUUUUAUUUCCCCAUAAUCAGUAAAACCUUGAGUUUAGCCAGCUAUGUUUGGAAAUCUCCAAUGAAGUUUUACAAAAAAUAUCAGUUAGUAUUUAAAACAAAAUCUUUGACACACUAUUAUAAUCUUGAACCACAUUGCAUUAUUUCUUUAAACACUUAUGAAAUAUUUCCUAAAUUCUUAAACACUUCUACAGUACUAAACCCUAUUGCAUGGAAAAUAAUAAAAAAUUAGUGUAAAAUUUUAAAAGCAAUUUAAUUUUCUUUUGAAAUUAUACAAAACAAAUAUUUAAAAUUGUUUUCAAAAUAUGUAAAGCUAGAAUAUACAUAUUUAAUUAAAUGGCAACAGCUAUUACAUAAUGAAAUAUAAGCAAACUAUAUUGUAAAACUGGCUCCGAUAUGCAAAGCAGAAAGAUAUUAUUAGACAUCAAUACCCACUGGGGUUGCUUAAAUGGUCAUAAUUAAAUAUAAAUUAAUUGAAGGCUUGUAUUAAAAUAAAUUUGUGCAUAACAGUUCUUCAGAUUUUUUUAAAAGCUACUAAUUUUCAUCUUUAAUACAGUAAUUGUACAUAAAAUUGUUCAUUAAGUAAGUUGUACUAAUACAAAAGGUUAAGCUGAAAGGACAUUCAUGGCUUAUGUUAUAGUGAUCAAGUAGAUGGAGCUCUACCUAAUGCUGGCUGAGGAAGUAUCAGUCAUCAGAACCUUGAAAUUAUUGGAUUUUGAAGUGAUAUAUACUGAGGAAGUUUGUCGAUCACUAAGAUCAUACUGCACUUUCAUACUUUUAAGAUAUAGCUGAAAACAUUUGUUUUUUCUAGAAUAGAUGCACUUUGUUUACUUUUGGUUCCUUGAAUAUCACUGGAUUUUAACCUCUGUGUACAACUUAACUUGUAUAUACUCAUUGUUGUAUCACCACUGCCAACUUCAAUUAGUUCCAUUUCUGUUUUCUUAUUGAGCAUUUUUCUGUUUUGUCUGUACUGUUCUUAUGAGAAUACUGUGGGAUUUUAUUUCUAUAUAAAAUAUUUACAGUAUGAAUUAUUUCAUCAAUUUUGUUUCUGACUUGUAAAAAAGCUACAUUUUUUGUAUGUUAAUACAUUGUAAAAACAAUAAACUGUAGUUUCUGCA